This is a messenger RNA of Acanthoscelides obtectus, 456 nucleotides long. Lineage: Eukaryota; Metazoa; Arthropoda; Insecta; Coleoptera; Chrysomelidae. The record is from the annotation of a GenBank genome assembly.
AUGAGCUUAAGCAUUUCUGUGCCCAAUUUUACUGAAUUACUUUUGUUCUUUGUUUACAGAGUAUACAAAACCAUAUUCCUCAAGAGAAGCCUGCUAACCAAACUCCUGGACAAUCACCCUCACCGUUCGAAACAGCGCCCAGCAUCUCGGAAACUCUAUCCGAUGACGAAACUCAGAAGAAGAAAAAAUGAAACGGCUGCUGGAUCUGCAAGUGAGUCAGACUCAGAAUCCGAAGAUGACGAUGUUAGAGAGUUGGAAGGACGGACGAUGUCUGCUAAAGGCCAACAGAUUGACAGGGCCAGCGCUGCAAACGUUAAAAGGUCAAAAGAAGAAGCCAAAGCAGAUCCCGAAGAAGAAGACGACUUUGGAUAUACUAUGAGUGAGUUUUCUUUUGAUUGAUAUUAUUUUUAAUAUUAAUCCCUACUAGUAACAUAGUCCUGAAAGUUUUGAUACAAA